AAUCUAUUGACUACUCUCAUCAAUUAUCCGCCACCAACAACGUCAACCUAAGUAACUAUCGCUUGCGAUCGAACAACAUCCUACCCACCGAUUUACACAUGGAACCCCACGAUGCCCCAAAUAUUUCCUUCUCCCAAAGCUCUCUCGACAUAUCAUUCAUGUCUAUUAAGACACCCUGCCACGAAUCACUGGAAAUCAAAUGGUCAUUCUCGAAUGAACACCCGUCAUGUUCCGAUGGAUGAUGUUGUGCAGCCAUGCGUCGAAGACGGGUCGGGUGUCUAG
Messenger RNA from Laccaria bicolor S238N-H82, 282 nucleotides. RefSeq lists its product as uncharacterized. Bases 112 to 282 code for a protein of 56 amino acids. The transcript has a single exon. The record is from RefSeq and is a predicted model, not a curated record. NCBI's taxonomy places the organism in Eukaryota, Fungi, Basidiomycota, Agaricomycetes, Agaricales, Hydnangiaceae.